Neoarthrinium moseri is the source of this 693-nucleotide messenger RNA. RefSeq lists its product as uncharacterized. The transcript is spliced from 4 exons. Lineage: Eukaryota; Fungi; Ascomycota; Sordariomycetes; Amphisphaeriales; Apiosporaceae. The record is from RefSeq and is a predicted model, not a curated record. The coding region runs from base 1 to 693 and encodes 230 amino acids.
AUGGGUAAGAUCAAAGCAUUGCUUGAGCGCUUCUCCAGUACGCACGAUCCAACUAUCUCUCGCAGUCGCGGCAUUAGUUUGAUUGCACAGAAGGCACACAAAGAGUUGGACGAUGACGGCCGUUCUGCCUUCCCGAUUGAGAUGCCAUCCGAAGAUUCAGGGGACUCCAAUGUUCAGUUUGUCGAGUUUCGAGAUUACCGGACAGAGAAGCUUUUGCAGGCUCCAUCCUGGGUCAAAGAAGCCGAAGCCCUGUUCUUGGCGGACCACCGCAAGGAUCGUUACAGUGCCGUGGUCGCGAAGGAACUGGCAGGUAAUUUCGCGGACAAAAUGGCUUCGAAACAGAAGAUCGAGAAUCUCGAGAGAAAGAACAGGCCCCUCGGAACGGUGAUCAAGAACAAAAAGGAAGAGGUUACAAGGCUCAAAAAUGAAAAGUUGGCGCUUCAGGCACAGGUAGACGCCAUCCCAGCCGAGUAUGUUCGUCUCGAGGCACGCCGGGAGCAAGUCAACCACGCAGCUGACGCAGCAAGACACGAAGCGACGAAGGUCGAAGAGGCAGCCAGGGACACACUUAAGCACGAAAAUAUGAGGCUUUCAGAAGACCUGGCGAGGAUCAAACGGGAGCGCGACGACUAUGAGGAAUGGAUCAAGGGUGCGCCACUCCCCAAGCGAGUAAAGACAGAAGAUGAAUCCUGA